AUGAUUGGCUUCACAACCCUCAAGAAUUUCAAUAUCAGAAUCAAUCCUCCUAAGAUGAAGAGGGAUAUUGAUGUUUUAUGGAAUACAACUUCAAUUGGCUGGAUCAAAGGUAACACUGAUGAUGUUGCUAUGAGGACUCAUUCUCUUUGUGCUUGUGUCCCUAUGUUUAGAUAUGUUAAUGGUGAUCAUGUUGGUUCUUUCUCAUACUUUAUUGAAGAUGGUAAUGCAUUAGUUAUUGAAUUCAUUGGUGCUAUCAUGGCAAUGGAGGUAGCUAUCGACAAGAAUUUGGACAACAUUUGGAUUGAAACAAACUCCUUUAUUGUUGCUAGAGCUCUUUACAAUAUAAAUCGUGUCCCUUGGUCUAUCAAAAGUCGCUGGUUAAACUAG
Molecule: messenger RNA, 387 nt
Organism: Lathyrus oleraceus (garden pea)
Lineage: Eukaryota; Viridiplantae; Streptophyta; Magnoliopsida; Fabales; Fabaceae
Exons: 1
Coding region: 1-387 (128 amino acids)
Source: RefSeq, a predicted model, not a curated record